Pungitius pungitius (ninespine stickleback) is the source of this 5832-nucleotide messenger RNA. It is a transcript of the gene ccdc186, whose product is annotated as coiled-coil domain-containing protein 186. Gene Ontology annotation, molecular function: small GTPase binding. The record is from RefSeq and is a predicted model, not a curated record. Gene Ontology annotation, biological process: vesicle cytoskeletal trafficking. Gene Ontology annotation, cellular component: trans-Golgi network. Lineage: Eukaryota; Metazoa; Chordata; Actinopteri; Perciformes; Gasterosteidae. The coding region runs from base 217 to 3267 and encodes 1016 amino acids. The transcript is spliced from 16 exons.
GCCUCAUCGUUUCUCCUGCAGUGGCCAUAUUUGUUGAUGUGUCAUAUCAAAGUGACUUGUUGGGGCUAUCAGCUGGUAAGGUAGAAAUCCCAAAGUUAACUAUUACCCCGGUUCUCUCCGCAUUGGACUACACCAUGGAGCUUUCGCAUUCGAUUUGAACCAGAGAGCGGCCGUGGAACAGCCUGCUCCUGCGUCAGACACACACACACCCACGCAAUGGAAGGAUCAGAGGUUGAGUCAGCAUCGCAGGGUUUGCCACCGGUGAACGAGCCUCACAGCAGCACACCUGACGUAAAAGAGGAGGAACAAAUCUUUCACAGCAUUGCAGAUGUGUCAGAAAAGUGCAGCCAGGCAGAAGAUGAAGCAGCGCUCGACGGUGAAUUGAGCGAUACAGCGACGGAUGUGCCGGCAGACAUGAAGACAAAGUCGGAAGCUCAAACUUGCAGUCAGGAACAUGAAGAUGGGUCUGAGCUGGAUGCCGAUGACGACUGUGACAGACACGCCGUUCCCACGGAUUGCGGGAUGCCUUCACACGAGGCUGGAGGAGCUUUGGUAGCCCCCGUCACCAUUUUGGAGGAUGUGGUAGAAAGCUCUCCUUCUAUUCCUGAAGGAUCAAUAGUAGCCAAGUUGAGCUUUGAAGAAGAGAAGGAUCCUCAUGUCACCAUUCCCAACGAGCAGCCAUCAGUCUUGAUCAGAAAUUGUUCUCCAGAGCCAUCGCCCGCUGAUGAUAGUGGUUCAGCUGAGAGUCUGUCAUCCUCUUCUGUCCAAAGCGCUUCCCAAAACUCCUCUACCGACCCGAUCACCACCUCGGGGUUCUGUAAUGGCCCUUCUAGCCCCAGUUCAGACACGGUCAGCUCUUCCCUCGCAUCCAGCCCACAAAGCAGUGCCAACACCUCAGCCCCCUCACAAUCAUUGUCAAGUCCGUACGACACUGAUUGCAGCCGGAAGCUUAUCUCCCAAAUCCAGCGCUCGCUGUCACAGGAGUCGCUGCUGGAUGAGCUGGAGUCCGAGCUUCUGGCUUGUCAGCUGCCCCAGGGGGAGCGUGGAAGUGAGGGGAAACGGAGCACACACGUCAACGGACUCUCCACAGACCAAGAGGACUGCACGUUGGUCUUUGAGAAGUGUGUGCAGCACAAGUAUGCACAGCAGGAGAAGUCCAUUCAUAGGCUGCUUGAGGAGAACAAGAGGCACCAGGAGCUGAUCCUGGGUAUCUGUUCAGAGAAAGACAACAUGAGAGAAGAGCUGAAAAAGAGGGCAGAGACCGAAAAGCAACACAUGGCCAUCAUUAAAAAGCUGGAGGACAGGGUGGAGGAGCUGCUGAAAGAACUUAAGGAGUCGCGGGAUAAACUGAUUCACCAGGACCAGGCAGCAAAGGCUGCACUCCAGCAGAUGCAGAAGGACCUGUCCUACAGGCUUGAGCAGGCGGGAAAGAAGUGUGACGAGGCACGCCAAGAGAAGGAGGGCAUGGUGAUGAAAUAUGUGCGGGGGGAGAAGGAAGCCCUCGACCUGAGGCGAGACAAGGAGGGUCUGGAGAAGAGGCUCAGGGAAGCCACCAAGGAGGUCGACCGCCAGGCGCUCCGAGGAAACCAGCUGGCUCAGGAUAAAGGUCGUCUGCAGCAGCUGUAUGAUGCUAAGGAAGGCGAGGUGGGCAGAUUGACCCGAGAGGUGGAAAAAUUGAAGGAGGAGCUCAACUCGUAUCUCAUCAAAGUCAAAUGGGCCCAGAAUAAACUGAAGAGUGAGGCCGAUGCACACAAGGAAUCUAAAGACAAACUGAGAGAGACCGCUUCCAAGUUGGCGCAGGCCAAAGAAGAGACCGAACAGAUCCGCAAGAACUGCCAAGACAUGAUCCGGACAUACCAGGAAUCUGAGGAACUCAAGUCCAACGAGCUGGACGCUAAACUGAGGGAGACGAAAGUAGAGCUGGAGAGACACAAGCAGGAACAAACAGACCAAUUAGAGGUGCACAGAGUGAAGGCCAAAGAGCUGGAUGACUUAAAAAGGAGUUACAAAGAAGGCAUGGAUGAGCUCAUUACUCUUCGAACCAAGUUAAAGUGUCUAGAAGACGAGCGUCCGCGCUGGGAGGACGAGCUGAACAAGUACAGGGAGAUCAUCAACCGGCAGAAAGCCGAGAUCGGGCGGCAGAGAGAGAAGCUGGAAGAGAUCACGGCGCUCCAGGAGCAGCAUGAGCGUGAUAAACAGGAGGUCGGGUCGCUUCGCGAUGAAGUGGACGGCCUAUCCAACCAGCUGGCGGACCUCCAGCGUGAUGUACAAGGCAGCAGAGAGCGUGAGGCGGAGUUACUGGGCUUCACUGAGAAGCUGAGCAGCAAGAACGCCCAGCUCCAGUCAGAGAGCAACUCCCUGCAGUCCCAAUUGGAUCAGCUCAACGGCAGCUUCGCCGAGCUGCAAGCGAAGCUGGAGGAGACCAACAGGCUACUGGAUGACAAGUCACGGCUGCUGAAACAGGAAGAGGUGCUGAGGCAGCAGGAGGUGCAGGGCCUGCAGGAGGAGCGGGCAGCAUUGCAGACCGAAGCGGCUCAGCUGAAAACCAGAGUUGAAGAGCUCCGCGAUGAGCUGUCGACUCAGAAAAGGAAACAAGCUGCCAACAUCAAAGACCUCACUAAACAACUAAUACAAGCCCGUAAGAGGAUGGAGCAGGUAGAGAAUGGAAGCUGCGACCGGGAUGCCAGCAGUAUGGGCAGUCGCUCAAGUUCCUCAGGUACUGCUCCUGGAUUUGGAUCCUUGAGUGCACGCCAUGGCGGGGGCACCGGCGUUGAAGACCGCUUGCCGGAGAGCCAGUCCGGUCCCUCGGUGGUGGUCGUGGACAGCUUCCCUGAGGUGGACAAGACCGUGCUUGUGGACCGCAUCGUCCGCCUGCAGAAAGCUCUCGCUCGCAAGCAGGAAAAAAUCGAGUUCAUGGAGGAUCACAUCAAGCAGCUGGUGGAGGAGAUCCGCAAAAAGACCAAAAUUAUCCAGAGCUACGUGCUGAGAGAGGAGUCGGGGGCCCUCUCGUCCGAGGCGUCGGACAUUAACAAAGCCCAUGUGAGCCGGCGGGGGGGCAUCAUGGCUUCGCUCUACACCUCCCACCCGGCGGACAGCGGGCUGACCCUGGACCUGUCGCUGGAGAUCAACCGGAAGCUGCAGGCUGUGCUGGAGGACACGCUACUGAAGAACAUUACUCUCAAGGAGAAUCUGCAGACUCUGGGGUCCGAGAUCGAGAGGCUCAUAAAACAGCAGAGAGUUCCUGAGGACGGAGUGAGUAGGAAGUGACAAAUUCACCAAGGAGGACAUAAGGGACCAGUAACUACUCAAGCGACCUCGAGCCCACCCUCUCUGAAGGGACGGGAACAUCUAAGACGUUCUUCCAAGACACCCAGGGGCAAAUGCGAUGUAAGUGCCAGUAGCGCCUCGGGCUGCUCUUUGGAGGACCUCCUUUUGAAUUCUGUCCAUUUUGUGGGACAUGUCUGAGCUUACUUGACCUGUUGUCAUUCCGUCCACAUUGUGCCACCUCCGCCAUCACAACAGAUCUUCCUCUGCCUCGCGUCCGUCUCCCCCGGAGACCUCGCCAAGAUAAAACUCUUCAGUCUGUCUUGUCAACUCCUUGAUGCCAUAAUCAUGAAUGUAUAAAGAAGAAGAAGAAGAAGAAAACAAUGAUUUUGACCAUUACUACAUGCUAGAAAGAAGACAUUUGUCCCCUCACAGCUGUGUACACAGCCCUGGCCUGGUGGGGGGGGGGCGUCUCGUGUGCCACGUGGGCAUUGCUCAUCAACUUUUGCGCCGCGCAGCACUUGGAGCCCUGAGCUGGUGAAGCAGGGCGACAUCAGCAUCAGCAUCAGCACCCGUCUGUGGGACUGAAGGAAGCACUCCGCCUGCUUUGCAACGUUUAAUGCAGCCGACAGCACUAUUCCAUCAGCGUGGAAGUAUUCUAGCGUUGAGCUAUGUAAGAAAAAUGUAUGACGAGUAUAAUAUAAUGUUACGGUUGAAAUGUAGAGCUGGUCUUGAGUUUGGCCAUUUUGAAUGUGAGUUUUCUUUCUUUGGCUUAAAUCUGUCUGAUUAUACAUUUUUAUUUUUUUAUCAUGCGUAUUCCUGUUGGGUUGUCCUCUUUGGCUUUUAAUUUAAAAUAAUGAACACCAUUUUUGCAUCUCCUCCUCUUAAUUUGUAUGAUUAUUACUGUUAACAACUGUCAAUCAGACAUGAGCAUUUAAAGCUGUGUUUGUAGCAUUCAGGACACGGAGACAAAACCCGCCUGUAGGAACAUCCUUUGCACCGUGUGCACAGGAUGAUCUGGUGAGGGAGGGGGGAGGGGGGGGGGGGUGGACAAAUGUUCACAUUCUGCGCUUUUUCUCACUUAGUCCGUUGAAGUACAUCAAGUGUAGGAGAAUCACACGGACAGGAGAUCUGUAGCUGUUUGCUCAGGAAACCCAAUGGAACCUACGGAAAUAUUUUCUGGGACAAAGUGCAAUGCUGUUCCUUUCAUUGAUUAUUUUUUUUUUCUUGUCUUUGUUUUGUUCUGAAUGGAUUUCUGCGACAGUACUGUUUUAUGUAUGUUUUUAUGCUUGUAUUCAUGCAAGUGUGUGUGUGUGUGUGAUAUCCUUUUUUUUCUUCUAACCUCUCAAGCUAUUUUGUUCACACCUCGUGUGCAUUCUUCAGCUGUCGGAGCUUCUUGGAUUCCACCUGAUCGACCAUGAAGUGUGUUUCAUCCACAGCAGCGCCGGUACACUCGAUUUGCAUUUAGAGGCUUGUCAGACACACACACAGCUACACAAAGUCUCUCAUUUUAGAGGUUGAGUCUACACACACACACACACACACCGUAUGAAGCUUAUGAAGCAGGCGAAUAGCUUGAUUGAACCAUAUCAAAGUUUCAAUGGUCCGUAUUUGAUCCGAUGCAGAAGCUGUCAGAGCGUAAGCCUCAGUCUCUCGGUUCCUUUGAAUCAGAAAUCCUCUUUUAUGGGUUGCGGCUGGUUGCAGGUGGAUCGCCCGCCCUGCUCAGCGCGAGGCUACGUUCAAAUGGCCCCCUAUGUGAACAGAGAUGAAAGUUUCCAGGGUUGAAGUCGGAGUCCUUAAUACCUUGCUCUGCGUUUUUUUAAAUCCAAACUGAAUUUCUCUCUGCGAGGUAGACGUCAGGACGGCACGCCUCACAGAUUACACCUUGAUAUCAAAGCUUGGUCACCUUUUUAACCCCCCACCCCCCCCAGAAGGUUCAGACGGGUUGCAGUUUGAUGAUUUUUCAUUCACGCUUUUCUGUUUGUAUCAAGGCUGUUCUUUCGAAACCAAGUCAAUCUGUACGUUUUCAUGAUUGUUAAACAAAAAAUAAUCUGCUGCCAAAUUGGUGGAAAUCAUGAUGCUUUUUGUUGUUGCUUUUACUGUCAGAUUCUGGGAAAAGAGGUAAAGUACAAUCUAUGCAAAACAUUGCAUAGGAUGUGCUUAUUAAUUCCAAUUCUCAGAGGCCGGCCUGGCCGCUACCUGUGCGUUGGUCACUGCGUCCCUUCUGUAAGGACCAUGCUGAUCCAACGUUUCACACAUUUCCACAGCCUCGAAACGUAGCAACGCCGCUUGUGUCCGAACAGGUGUGCGUGUGGUGUGUCAAAAUGUGAGAUUUAAGCUGGAAGUCUGUCAUUCUUCCUCCUGCUGUGCAAUGAUUCUCUGGCCCUCUUUUGGUGGAAUAUUCAAACUGUGAUUAUAAUAUACAUUUGUAAAUAUGUCAUUCUGUAAAAUGAUUAUGAGAAGUUUUAAAAAAUAAUGCUGAUUCCAGAUUACAUUUGUGUGUGUGUGUGUAUAUAUUGUGUUUCCAGGGAAUAAAAAGAGGUGAGUCUUGACUUUCUCUUAAAUGUG